UCUUGGGUUCAUUGGACUGACCACUGUUUGAAGAAUCCAUGAGUGAUAAUGAAUGGUUUAGUCUUUAGUUUAGUUUAUUUACGGUACCUGUGACUCUCAUGUCCAUGAUUGGAACUUCACAUACAGACAGUGGUGCGCACGGGGAUCGCAAAACAACUGCUAGCUAACAGGUGCAAAGUGACGCAACUUAAAAGUGAAUCAUUUCACACAAAUGGUCCAAAAGGACGGUAGCCAGCCGUUGUCUCCCGGUGCUCACCACUGCAUACGUCAUAUUUGUCCUUCACAGUUUCACGUUGAGACACUUUUUUACUGACUUUUACUAACUUUCUCUCCUUGUCUUUUCUUCAGAGGCCAAACAAAGGCCUUAUUACGCAGACUACUCCCCGCUGCGUCUGUCCGUCCACACACUGUGCACCAGCCACUACCUGGACCUGUUCAUCACCUUCAUCAUCUGCAUCAACGUGGUCACCAUGAGCAUCGAGCACUACAAGCAGCCGCAGUAUUUAGAGGAGGUGCUGAAGUACUGUAACUACGUGUUCACGUGUAUCUUCGUCAUCGAGGCUCUGCUCAAAUUGGUGGCGUUCGGCAUCCAGAGGUUCUUCAAAGACAGGUGGAAUCAGCUGGAUAUCGCUAUCGUGGCCCUGUCCAUCAUGGGCAUCGCACUGGAGGAGCUGAAAAUGAACGCAGCGCUGCCCAUAAACCCAACCAUCAUCAGGAUCAUGAGAGUUCUCAGAAUAGCACGAGGUGGAGCGCACGUCCACUCAUUUGAAUUCGGCUGUGACGUCCCCUCCUGUGUCUCUAACAACUGCUCUCUCUCUCUCCCUCCCCCUCUGUCUCUCUCUGCAGUGCUCAAACUUCUGAAGAUGGCCACAGGGAUGAGAGCUCUGCUGGAUACUGUCAUGCAGGCGCUGCCACAGGUGGGAAACCUCGGUCUCCUCUUCAUGCUGCUCUUCUUCAUCUACGCAGCCCUGGGAGUGGAGCUGUUUGGCAAACUGGAGUGCAACGACAACAACCCGUGUGAGGGCUUGAGCCGACACGCGACGUUUGAGAAUUUCGGAAUGGCCUUCCUCACACUGUUCCGAGUGUCUACAGGUGACAACUGGAACGGGAUUAUGAAAGACACACUGAGGGAGUGUCAGGAGGACGAACGCCACUGUCUGUCCUACCUGCCCUGGGUCUCGCCCAUUUACUUUGUCACCUUCGUACUCAUGGCCCAGUUUGUGCUGGUCAACGUGGUGGUGGCCGUUCUGAUGAAACAUCUGGAGGAGAGCAACAAGGAAGCCAAAGAGGACGCAGAGAUGGACGCAGAGAUCGCCCUAGAAAUGGCCAUGGAGCAGGAACGCAAACUAAGCACAACGUCCAACAGCAGCUCGGUGGAUGGAGCUUAUGUUGGACCAUGUCCACAGUCGCCUGGAGAGGACGAAGAAGUGCAGUACAUAAACCCUGAGCUGCUCUCACCCAGAAAAAUGUCCGUUUCCAGGAUGCACUCUCUACCUAAUGACAGCUACAUGUUCCGCCCUGUGAGGCCCGCCAGCGCCCCCUAUCCUUUGGAGGAGAUUGAUUCCCAACAACAUCAUUCAGGCUCGGUGACGUCGGUUCACUCCCAGCCCUGUGGGGGUCGCGCUCUGCUCCAGGUACCAGACGCCUCGCCUGCUCGUCCUCGCUUACCUUCCAACCUUAUUCCACCCCGCAUCGCCCCACCCUCACCCAGUCCUUCUCCACGUGCCCUGCGCAGACAGGUCGCUGUUAAAUUGGAUUCCGUGGAGUCACAGAGUUGUGAACAACAGGAGAGACCAAACCCCGCCCAGCUGCCUCCCCCGUCCCCUUCACAACUCUCCCCUCAAACAUCCUCUCCAUCCCCCCUUCCUCCUCCGCCUCCCUCGUCACCGAUGGCCCUCUCGCUCCCACCCGGCUCUGCCUCUGCCUUCCCCCUUCCGCCCACCUCUCCUGCUCAUCUGUCGGCUCUUCUUCCGGCUCUUCCUCCUCCGCCUCCUUCCCCAUCACUACUGCUGCCUCCACCUCCCUCCCCCCGUCACCCCCUGCGCUCCCCUGGCCUUCAUAGACCCAGACCAUAUUCCUCUACUUCGGUCCGUGACCCGGCUGACGAGGAGGUGUGUCACAUCACCAGCUCAGCCUGCCACAGGUGGAGGGAAGAGGAGGGGGAUGGACUGGAGAGCAGAGGGAAGGUGGGACGCAGCCACUCCCUUUCUCCUUACACCUCCCCUUACUCCCUGGACUACUCACCUCCUCCUCCUUCCAUGCUGCCAUCGUCUUCAUCAAAAAGCACACUGAACCUGCUUCAGGUGGGACUGAAGGACCGAGACUUCAGGAAGGGCUUCAGCGUCGACAACCAGGGUUUCCUGGAGAAGCCGGCGUCGCUGUCGGUCGGUUUCCCAGAGGAGCAGCGACGCCACUCCAUCGAGGUGUGUCUGCCUCAGAGCGGAGUCGCUGCCGAUGACCGAGCCUUUGAGCAGGAGGUCCGCAGAACGGAGAGGGGAGGCCAAGCAUUCCCUGUGAGGGUGCAGUCGGUGGGAGGUGGGCACAGGAAGAAGAAGAUUAGUCCUCCCUGUAUAUCUAUCCACCCGCCCUCAGAGAGAGAACACCUGCAGCCGGCCUCACCCCCGCAGCUGACGGCCGACUGCAGCAUGACGCUGAGACGCAGGACGCCGUCCUACGACUUGACCCAUCACACACCCUCAAAAACACACACCCAGGACGUGUUGGCGGACACACAGAUGUUGUCUCCGGUGCACGCAGCAUUGGCGCCCGUACCCAUAACAAUACAAGCCCUCUCACCCACUCAUACACUCACACCCUCACGGGCGUCCACUCCGGUGCACAUGCAGUCGUGCACGCCACCGCACCCUUCCACACCCACGCACUCUCACAUCCCCAUCAGCCCACACAUCUUCAUUCAGCCUCAUGCACCUCUGGUCCCAAACCCGAUGCCUUUCUCACAGACACACUCCCUCUCCCCCAUCCAGAGGCACGCCUCACUCUCAGGGGACUGUGUCCCCCUCCCCCAGUUCACCUUUGACCAGCCACAGUCCAGGUUCAUGAGUGGCCUGUCAGCUGGCCUGUCAGACACUGACACCGCCACCUGCUCCUCACCUUUCGACAACAGACUGGGAGGUGGCGCAGGAUUUAGUGCAAAGAACCGCAGGACCGCCCAGUGAACGUCGAGCGUUGCCUUCAGGAAGUCAUUUAUUUGGUCCUUAAUCUCUGGAUUAACCGGCAAAAGUUUGAGGAGGAGGAUUUUCUUUUUGUUUUUGUUUUGAUUUAAUUCUUCAAAGACAUUAUUUACUCUUUUUAGAGAGCUGCUGGUAAAGCCCUGUCCUCGAGUGGUGGAUAUAAAGGUGGAUCAGAGAUUCUUAACCGAGCACGGAGGACGGCAGAUCCACUGAGGCUGCACCGGUCGGACAGAAUCCACUGUACAUUGUGUGUUUGGACUAAUACGAACAACACACACACACCGAGACUUAUCGUAAGCCACCAAACUUCGUAGCCAAAGUUUUUUUGACACACUGUACCUUCCCAUGCAAGCCAAUCAGGAAGCAGCGUCUGGCUGAUGACCUCUGACCCUCGCCCGGGAAGUGGUUUCUGACAUGCGAGCAUGGAGGGAAAUGUGGGAUAUGCAACUUCAGGUUUUCUACAGGAGUUCUACUUGCCCCUCCUCUGCUCCUUGAUCACAUUGAUCAGAGCAGUGUGUGUGUGUGUGUGAGAGAGAGAGUGGGCGUGCGUCUGUUUUCCUACGUGUGCGUUCUGUCAGGUCUGUCGUCCUGUGAGUUGAUUGCGUUCUUCUUCUGCCUGCGACGACAGGGCGGGGAGGUAGGGGUGUGGGGGGGCAGAGUGGUCGUCUACAUGUCUCUGUGUGUUGUAAAUAAAGGAAAAUACUGUAUUUGGUGAGAUUAAAAAAAAUAGCUCUAUCCAUAUGCACAUAUUUUUAUAGGAAUCUGAGAUGUUUUUGCACACAAAUUUAAAUUCCCACUUGCUUGUUUUCCUUUCCUCGUUGUCCUCCCGUGAAUGUAUGUUUCUCUUCAAAACCGAAGGAGCAGUGAAGGGGAUCAACUCCACCCUUGGUCCGCACCGCUGCGGCCGCAGGGCUGAGAUUUUAUUUUUCUAUUUUGAAAAAAAGAGAAAAGAACAGGGAUGUGAUGUGUUUCCGUAGCUUUGUCUCAGACUUUGUAUGUACGUAUGUGGUGUCUAGAUAACAGUUCUGAAAGGCAGGCUGAGUGAUGCCAGCCCCAAGAAUUAUAUAUAUAUAUUUUUUAACUGGAUGAACAGUUGAUCAUUUUGGCUUUAACUCAAAUUGAUAUCACCCAGUUUUAUACAAAUCACCUUUUCUUAUUGGCCCAAAUACACUGGAAAUGUGGCCUUAACACAGCACCUGUAAUCAACAAAGUCUAAAGGAAACGGCAUCACUGAACCUGUGUUUGUAAAAACUGUUUUUGAAGCUGAAUCAGCUCCGACACCACGCAGUGUUUCUGUACAUCCAAUGACAACCAAACUAUCUAUCUAACUUAAUAUGUGUAGCCAGAGUGCAAUAAUGAUAAUAUAUACGUGUGGUGAGGCUAUAUGACCAGACCACACUUGUGUUCGUAUAUACUGUAGACCUAAUAUAUAUGAUAUGAAAAAAAAACACGUUUUUAUACCACGUUUACGAGUGUUCCCCGCUGUUCCUGCGACUCCUGGGCGGGGCCGUGGUGGCACAGGUGCGGCUGGCAUCAGUGCGAGGAACCGUAGGUUGUUAUAAAAGCUCAGGCCUUUUCUGCUGAAGGUCGUUCUACUAAUUAUGGAAGAGUAACACUGAGGACCCCAUAAUAAGGCAUAGAUCUUUUCUUUGUAAUAAAACAUCAGGUCUGCAUGCGUUUUUGUGUUUAAAGUCACAGUAGAUGACGUUUGUCCCGAACGAACUCCUGCAUCCUGUUGUACUCUGACAUGUACGGAAGUCAACAAACUUUUCUUUUUUUUUCUUUUUUUUUUUCCUCUCCUGUUUGACUGAAUGUUUUUCUUAUGAAGCCAUACUGUUCUAUUCAGACUCAGCACAAUAUAAAUGUUUGUUUUCUGCACAAUCUGGUCUGGCACAGGAACGGAGUCUGCAUGUGUGAGAGCUGCUGGUGACGACCGUCCUCCUUCUCUAAGGCAGCUGGCUGUGUUGACACGGUCAAAAAUGGGGUUUUACCGUCCGUUGAUUUUAAAUAAUAAUCUUUAUCAGCAUGCAUAUUAUAUUAUGAAUAUAUACAAAAACCAAAGUGCUUUGAAAAUCAUAAGUACUGCCAGCUUCAACAAACACGUCUGCUUUCAGUGGUUGGAAUUGGUUCACGAAGCUCCGGUCUUCAGUUUCUAGGAGUUUAAGGCAGUUGGAUUUUAUUUUAUUUUUUCUCUAUCUCAUUUUAUUCUGUUUUAUUUAAUAUUCUUUAAUUUAAUUAUGAGUUGCUUUUUUAUUUUAUUUUAUUUUUAGUUCUUGUUAAGUCCAGUGUUAGCAGUCAUUCAAAUACCAUUGUGUUUUGUUUUAACCCUGCAGAGACAAAGAUCUGGAACAAAAACAAAAACAUUAUUUUUCAUUUUCCACAUCUUUAUUCAAGACAUCCUACAUCUCCCAAACAGUGUGUACGUAUGUGGCAAGGUUUAAAAAAACAAAAAUCCUGCGUGUCUAGUUUACUUGUGCGCUCAUGUUAUGGACCUCCGUGUGUGUGUGUCCAUGUUAUUGGUCAGAUAAACACACUUCUACCCUGCAGAAGUUAAACAAAGAAAAAACAACUUUAAAAAAAUCAGAAGCAGGAAAUGUUCUCGUUGUCGUCUUUGUCGUGUACAUACAGAGGCGCAGUUGACCUUUGACCACAGUUGCGUACGUGUGUCUUCUGAACGUGGAUCAAAGUCAUUUUUAUACUGUAGUUGAUCAAACAUCAAACACACGUCACUGUCCAACCACUUUGUCCUACGUCACGUCAUCUUCCUGCACAGACUUGUCAACAAGGAGAGUGUAAGGACGCCCCCUACCGUCAGUUUAUGACCUGCAGCAGACGCCCCCUUUCCCCUUAUUUUGAGCAUAUUGCCAUAAUAAACAAUACAGUUUGGUAGAGUGACUGCAUUAGUGUUCUUAAAACUUUACGGAUCUCUGGGUCUCAGUAUUUGACUCCUGUUUUUCGAGGAACCACUUUGACUACUGCAUGUUCUGAUUUUUGAAAAUGUAGAAAAUACUU
Cynoglossus semilaevis (tongue sole) is the source of this 6203-nucleotide messenger RNA. Its product is annotated as voltage-dependent T-type calcium channel subunit alpha-1H-like. The coding region runs from base 471 to 3176 and encodes 901 amino acids. Gene Ontology annotation, biological process: transmembrane transport; membrane depolarization during action potential; calcium ion import. The transcript is spliced from 10 exons. The record is from RefSeq and is a predicted model, not a curated record. NCBI's taxonomy places the organism in Eukaryota, Metazoa, Chordata, Actinopteri, Pleuronectiformes, Cynoglossidae. Gene Ontology annotation, cellular component: neuron projection; plasma membrane; voltage-gated sodium channel complex. Gene Ontology annotation, molecular function: low voltage-gated calcium channel activity; voltage-gated sodium channel activity.